CCUUGAUCCCAAACAAGCGGAGAAACUAAAGGAAGGUAAUAAAAUUUAUUUAAAAAUUUAAUCAUGCGGACAAACUUGCAACGCUCUAGUUGUUACGUUACCGGUUUACUUUUGCAUCAAGUUUAGAGUUAAGUUAGAAGCGCCCAGUAAAAACUGUACGCUUAUUAUAGUCCGUCGAAAGAUUCGAUUAUUAUUGUGAACUUUUCCGAACGAACUGAAUUGCUAUCAUAUUAGAAAGUACAAAGUGAAUAACUUUACUCCGUUUUUAUACCUAAAUCCAAUUCACUGUCUUAGGAAGAAAAUACAUACUGUCAAUAUGAGGAAAGAUUCUUCUUUCCGUAACAAUGGCUAGAUACUUAUCACUAAUAAUAUGAUAGGCAAGAACAAAAAUCCUGAAGUUCAACACAAUAUAUUCUAGGAUAUACUUACUAACAUAUAAAUUUUCUUAUCCUGAUAAACCAUGCUAAGAAGUAUUCAUGCGUGAACGAAUAAUGCAAGUACGUGGCAUCGAAAGUUAUAGAAAACCGGAGAUAUUGAACCUUUUUCCAUUUCAAAUGAUGUUACAAUUGGAAUAGCUUUGUAUGGAAAAAUAUCCUCUAACGUAAUACAAAAAAUGGCAAAGGAGGUAGACUACAGGCCAGUAGUGUGUGCCGAUGAACUUCAAGUGUUGUUGAAGGUCUGCAUUGACGUGGGAGUCGAAAGUGUUAGGCGUCAGAAUGGCCGUACAGAGCCUCUGUUCUACGAUGUUCAACAGCGAAUGUCGCACUAUGGCGACUUUCCCAAACGAAAAUUGUACAGAUUGCAGACGCACUACUUUCGAACGGAGCGAGACUUUCUCAACGGAAAACUGGAUCCAUAUCCACCAGAAGCAAGACAGUUGUGGGGGACGGCGGAACAUGAUGCUAAUGCACCCGAUAACGAUAAACGUUGGUCCGAUCUAGUAAAUCAAAUCCAGCAACGCAAACAGAACUCUUCGCACGUGACGAGGACGGAAGCGAGAGAAAUCGUCCGUCUUGCUCUGCAAAGAAAUUUGGAGAAACAUGCCUCAAACGAUCAAGACUAUGUUUAUGAGAAAAUUCUUUCAGAGUUGAAAACCAAGAAUUUGUUUCUUAACCGGAAUGUAACGGUAUUAAAGCAGAUUUACCUAAGACUGCAGAAGCAAUUUCAGAAAGGAAGAGCUCGCUACCUUCUACCAGAGGCUGCUAAGCUGUGGCCUUCAUCUAGACUAGAACAGGUCACUGUUGAAACGGAGACUUCUCAUUCAGAGGAUGAAAAUGAACCAUUUUCGGGAAAUAGUCGACAAGAAACAUCGCCGGAAUUACCGGAUACCGUAGCAAACACUGAAAACAAGUGCCGAAUCUGUCAAGCACGAUUGCACGAAGAAUGUAAAGAUCUUUUGCAAGAUACGUACAACAACCAAACGUAUGGAAAAAUCAUUCAGGAAAUUGUCCAUGUUCAGAUCCCUUGCGACGGCCAAACAAACAGUAAAAUUUGCUUACAAUGUUCCUGCUUUAUAGAAAAGAUGUUGCUCUUUGUUCAGCAAUGUCGAGAGGCUUGUAACAUCAAUUGCUUAAUUGCUAUAAAAUUUGAUGAAAUAAUCGUAAACGAAAAAGAGCACGACACUAUCGAGGAAGUAGACUUACAAACGUUACAAACUAUCGAAAGUACGGAUGCAACAAUGGAUUACGAUUCACACGAAGUUUCCUCCCCUAUGCAAAGUCAAUCCCCUGUAGAUGUUUUUCGCGAGCUAGAAGAUAAAACUGGCGAUGAAAAAGAAAGGAAAAUAAUUACCAAAGAGCAGGAAUACCCAGAAAUAGGCGAGAAGCGUACGGAGGAAGCGGUUACCGAUGAACAGAAAUACCAGGAGUUUGUGAAAAGCCUACCAGCUAAACCCGGUAAGCAACAGUGUCAUCUGUGUGGUAAGACUGUAGACAGAUUGGCUCAACAUUUGAUCAGGCACGGUGCAGCCGAAUUUCAGUGCGAAAUUUGCUCACAAAAAUGCAUCAAUAAACGCCAACUUCGAGAACACAUGAAUUUACACACCCAAAAGAAAACCUACCCCUGCCGAACUUGCGAACGUGUUUUUUACAACUGGACUUCUCGGAAGUACCACGAGCAAGGUCACUCUGGUAAAUUUACCUGCGAUAAAUGUGGUGCGGUUUAUAAGACUGAAAGCGGCCUGCGUAGGCACUUUAACCAUACGCAUAAGGGAAUUAGGCGUUACGCUUGUUCGAGUUGUCCAUUUAAGACCUUUGUUAAACCCGUUUUGCUGAACCAUAUACGAGGCCUUCACACCAGCGAACGGCCGUAUCUGUGUACUUUCUGCGAUAGUACAGCGAACAGUUCUAACAGUUAUUACACACACUUCCAGCGACACAAAAAGAGCGGCGAAGCAACAGAAUACUCGAUGCUUUGCGCCUACUGUGGGGAGCACUUCAACAAGAAUUCGGACCUCGAGAAACACAUCUGCAAGAAACAUCCGGAUGUGGCCGUUGUAAUCUGAACAGAAUAGUGUGAGUCAAACAUUCAUUUGCUCGAAAUACAAGCUUGAUUACUAUAAUUACUUGGUG
This is a messenger RNA of Wyeomyia smithii (pitcher-plant mosquito), 2570 nucleotides long. Its product is annotated as zinc finger protein ZFP2-like. Bases 614 to 2503 code for a protein of 629 amino acids. Gene Ontology annotation, biological process: regulation of DNA-templated transcription. Lineage: Eukaryota; Metazoa; Arthropoda; Insecta; Diptera; Culicidae. The transcript has 4 exons. The record is from RefSeq and is a predicted model, not a curated record. Gene Ontology annotation, molecular function: DNA-binding transcription factor activity, RNA polymerase II-specific; RNA polymerase II cis-regulatory region sequence-specific DNA binding.